AAAGACCAAGAUGGCGGACUGAGUUUGCGGAGGAGUUGAACAUUUACAGUUUUAUAGCCAUGUAGAAUCGAAUAUAGCAUCAAACACAUCAAGAUAUAGAUUUUUCCUUUAGAGCGAGGGAGUGUUAUCUGAAGUGAAGAUUGAAGACGUGAUAGAAGAUGGACGACUACUGCUAUGCUAAGAUGGCGACGUCCGGUAAAAGAGAACAUGAAAGAGAAUCACUAACGGAGAAAAAGACGAAGUAUGAAGACGUCCAGCAGCUGAUUGGUCAUCCAGAAGAACUUCCCCCUCAGUCGGAAGGGAAGAGCUCCACUUUGAAGCAGGAGACUCCACAACCCCCCUGCAUUAAAAAGGAAGAGGAGGAACUCUGCAUCACUCAGGAGGGAGAGUGUCUUCUAGGAAGAGAGGAAGCUGAUUACACCAAGUUGCCACUGACUGUUGUCUCUGUGAAGACUGAAGAUGAUGAAGAGAAACCACAACUAGACAACCUCUUAACUCCACUACCAGAUAGGGAGGUUGAAAAACUUUUGAGCAGCGAUACAGACUGUGAAGACGUCCAGAAGCUGAUUGGUCAGUCAGAAGAACUUCCCCCUCAGUUAGGGGGAAACUCCACUUUGAAGCAGGAGACUCCACAACCACCCUGCAUUAAAAAGGAAGAGGGGGAACUCUGCAUCACUCAGGAGGGAGAGUGUCUUCUAGGACCGCAGGAGGCUGAUCUCACCAAGUUGCCACUGACUGUUGUCUCUGUGAAGACUGAAGAUGAUGAAGAGAAACCACAACCAGACAACCUUUUAGCUCCACUCUCGGAUAGUGAGGCUGAAGAUGAGGCUGAAGAACCUUUGAGCAGCGAAACAGACUGUGAAGGUGAUAUGAGGACUCACACUGACAGCAAACACUCUACAAAGAAGAGAGGAAAAAGACGUUAUAGCUGCUCAGUUUGUGGUAAAGGCUUUUCUCAAAAGAGCCUUUUGACUCGACACAUGAGAACACAUACGGGAGAAAAACCAUUUAAGUGCUCAGUUUGUGGUAAAAGCUUUUCCCAAAAAGGACAUUUGAUUGAACACAUGAGAACACACACAGGAGAAAAAACAUUUAAUUGCUUAGAUUGUUGUAAAAGCUUUACUAGAAAGAGCCAUUUGACCCAACACAUGAGAUCGCACACAGGAGAAAAACCGUUUAAGUGUUCCGUGUGCGGUAAAAGUUUUUCGCAAAAGAUCCGUUUGACUGAACACACGAGAACGCACACAGGAGAAAAACCGUUUAAUUGUUCAGUUUGCGGUAAAAGCUUUCCUCGAAACAGCAACGUGACUCAACACAUGAGAACACACACAGGCGAAAAACCAUUUAAAUGCUCCGUUUGUGGUAAAAGCUUUCCUCAUAAGACCAAUUUAAUUCAACACAUGAGAACACACACAGGAGAAAAAACAUAUAUUUGUUCAGUUUGUGGUAAAAUCUUUUCUCGAAAGAACAAUAUGAUUCAACACAUGACGACACACACGGGAUAAAGUAACUUGUAAUGGUUCCUUUUGUUUUCAAAAGAGCUAUUUGACUCAACACACAAUAAAACUCACUGGAGAGAAUCUAUAUAAUCUAUAUUUUUUUAUGCAAGGUUUGACCCAACACGUAAUGCAACACACAGGAGAAAAUACAAUUAGUUGAUCAGUCUGCGAUAAAAGAUUCCAUUUUAAUGCAGAUGCAGUAAGACACAUAAGAACACACAGGGGGAAUAACCAAUCAGAUAGUUUGUAGUAUUUUGCGCAUACAUUGCAACAUCCACCCAAAGCCAAGACCUCCUCCAAAAUAGGUUUGCUGCUUCUUUUAAAAAUAUCCGAGGUCUUCAUACAAAUUUAAAUGAUCUGUUGCAUAAUCUUAUCUACUCAUGACUAAGGCUGCAGCUAACGAUUAUUUUUCUAUCGAUUAAUCUAUAGAUAAUUUUUUUCGAUUAAUCGGUUAAUCUAUAGAUUUUUUUUUUUUUCGAUUAAUCUAUAGAUUAUUUUUCCUUUUACCGAAUAUUUUUUAUUUUAUUUUAUUUAAAAUGAAGAUGAAAAAAAAAAUGUAGGCCAGUUUUUUCAAAGGACAUGGCUUUUAUUUACAAAAAAAAAAAAGUAUGGCCACUCAGUCAACAUUGACAACAACAUGAGAAA
Entelurus aequoreus (snake pipefish) is the source of this 2144-nucleotide messenger RNA. RefSeq names its product zinc finger protein 436-like. The record is from RefSeq and is a predicted model, not a curated record. Gene Ontology annotation, molecular function: RNA polymerase II cis-regulatory region sequence-specific DNA binding; DNA-binding transcription factor activity. Lineage: Eukaryota; Metazoa; Chordata; Actinopteri; Syngnathiformes; Syngnathidae. Gene Ontology annotation, biological process: regulation of transcription by RNA polymerase II. The coding region runs from base 159 to 1505 and encodes 448 amino acids. The transcript is spliced from 3 exons.